This is a messenger RNA of Trematosphaeria pertusa, 3937 nucleotides long. Its product is annotated as heavy metal translocatin. The record is from RefSeq and is a predicted model, not a curated record. The coding region runs from base 1 to 3477 and encodes 1158 amino acids. Gene Ontology annotation, molecular function: copper ion binding; ATP binding; P-type divalent copper transporter activity. NCBI's taxonomy places the organism in Eukaryota, Fungi, Ascomycota, Dothideomycetes, Pleosporales, Trematosphaeriaceae. The transcript has 2 exons. Gene Ontology annotation, biological process: monoatomic cation transport; copper ion homeostasis. Gene Ontology annotation, cellular component: membrane.
AUGGCACCCUCCCGGACGACCGCGAACGGCGCAACGGCGCACAUGGCGACGACGACGCUGAAAGUCGAGGGCAUGACAUGCGGCGCAUGUACAUCCGCAGUCGAGUCGGGCUUUCAGGGCGUCAAUGGCGUGGGAAACGUGUCUGUGAGCUUGGUCAUGGAGCGGGCGGUUGUGCAGCACGACCCGACGAUAAUAUCGACGGAAGGGGUGAAGGAGAUAAUAGAGGACAGGGGGUUUGACGCCGAAGUCAUAUCCUCGGACAUUCCGGUGCAGAAUGGGUCGGAUCAUUUCCUGAGCGAUUCGGAAGAGGAGGACGCUAUGGCGGAUCUCCAUGUCUCCACGACUACUCUGUCAGUGGGAGGCAUGACCUGCGGCGCCUGCACGUCCGCGGUUGAGGGCGCUUUCAAGGACGUUUCGGGCAUCAAGCACUUCAGCAUAUCGUUACUCUCCGAACGCGCCGUAAUAGAGCACGACACGACGAUAAUAUCGCCGGAGGAGCUGGCCGAGACAAUAGAGGACGUGGGGUUUGAGGCCAAAGUGUUGGAGACAGUAGCACACACGGCUGGCGAAAGGAGAAGUAAGAGCCAGAAGAAACACAAGACAAUGACGACGACGGUCGGAAUAGAAGGAAUGACAUGCGGCGCUUGCACAUCGGCCAUUGAGAGCGGGUUCAGGGACGUGGAGGGAGUCUACCAGUUCAACAUCAGCCUGCUGGCAAACCGCGCGGUUCUCGUGCACGACCCGAAACUCACGGAGGAUCAAAUAGUGGAGAUUAUUGAAGACCGGGGAUUCGACGCCAAGCUGAUCUCGUCAGUGGAUGGAAGCAUCCAGCAGUCUUCAGCAAAUAAUGGUCCGGUACAUCUCAAGAUCUACGGUCUACCCAGUGCAAAAGCUGCCGAAGACCUAGAAGCACUACUACGAAAACGACCGGGAAUUACCUCCGUGUCCGUCAACUUCAACACCUCCCGAGCGACCAUUCACCGCGACCCGCAGAUCAUUGGUCUCCGUGCAACGGUCGAAGCGAUUGAAGCUGCCGGCUACAACGCCCUACUCGAGUCUCUCGCGAAAACGAAGGAGAUCCAGGAAUGGAAACGGGCAGUCAAGGUUUCCGCCUGCUUUGCGGUACCAGUCUUCCUCACCAGCAUGUUCUUCCCUAUGUUCCUACCCUUUCUCGACUACGGAAGCAUGUGUAUGUUCCGUGGUGUCUACCUCGGAGAUCUCGUCUGUCUGGCGCUUACUAUCCCCGUCCAAUUCGGGAUCGGCAAGCGCUUCUAUGUUUCGGCGUAUAAGUCACUGAGCCAUGGAUCGCCCACCAUGGAUGUCCUGGUCGUCUUGGGAACGUCUGCUGCAUUCUUCUUCAGUGUCGCUUCCAUGCUAGUGUCGUUUCUCGUGCCGCCUCACUCCAAGCCCACGACCCUGUUCGACACGAGCACGAUGUUGAUUAUGUUCAUUUCAAUUGGUCGAUAUCUGGAGAACAGCGCCAAGGGUCAGACGUCGAAGGCACUUUCAAGGCUCAUGUCUCUCGCUCCUUCCAUGGCUACGAUCUACGCCGAUCCUAUUGCUGCUGCAAAGGCGGCCGAGGGCUGGGACGUUGAGGACGAGAAAGAUGAGCGCAAGUCAAUGGAGGGUAACGCAAUUGAGGAGAAGGUCAUUGCUACCGAGCUCAUUGAAGUGGGCGAUGUGGUCAUUCUUCGACCUGGCGACAAGAUUCCGGCCGAUGGUACGGUUACUCAUGGCGAGACCUACGUCGAUGAGAGCAUGGUAACGGGCGAGGCAAUGCCCAUCCUGAAGAAGAAGGGAGCGCUUCUUAUGGCGGGUACCGUCAACGGAGCAGGCCGUCUCGAUUUCGUGGUCACUCGAGCUGGACGCGACACUCAGCUCAGCCAGAUCGUUCGACUCGUCCAGGAAGCUCAGACUAGCCGUGCGCCGAUCCAACGUCUCGCAGAUACCGUGGCGGGGUACUUUGUUCCGAUCAUCAUUACCCUGGGCCUCGCAACCUUUGUCGCCUGGAUGGUCCUCAGCCACGUCCUCCCAUAUCCACCCAAGGUCUUCCUCGAUCAUGCCAGCGGCGGCAAGCUCAUGGUGUGCGUUAAGCUCUGCAUCGCCGUCAUCGUCUUUGCAUGCCCUUGCGCUCUCGGUCUCGCUACGCCAACCGCGGUCAUGGUUGGGACAGGCGUAGGUGCCGAGCAAGGAAUUCUGGUCAAGGGCGGCGCGGCGCUGGAGAUGGCCACCAAAGUGAACCAUAUCGUAUUCGACAAGACGGGCACGCUCACUGUAGGAAAGAUGAGCGUCUCCAAGGCUGAUAUCCAAGGCGAAUGGGCAACCGACGCUAAGAAGAACCUUUGGUGGAGCCUUAUUGGUCUGGCCGAGAUGGGCUCCGAGCACCCUAUUGCUAAAGCCAUCGUCCGAUCUGCGAAGGAGCACCUCCGGCUUGGACCUGACGGACAUUUGGAUGGCUCCGUGGGCGACUUCGAGGCCGUCGUUGGCAAAGGUAUCGCGGCAUCAGUCGAAGCCGCCGUCUCCCGCGAGCGUACCCGCUACAGAGUCCUCGUUGGCAACGCCUCCUACCUCGCCUCCGAAGGCGUGGACGUUCCCGAUUUCUUGGACGAGCCUCUUACCCCCUCCGCUCCCGUCCACCGACGAGCAGGUUCCCAAGCCCGCUCCGCAGGUAUAACCACCAUUCACACCGCCGUCGGCAAGACCUACACCGGCACACUCUCCCUCUCCGACACCAUUAAGCCCUCCGCGCGUGCGACCGUUCUCGCUCUCCACCGCCUCGGCAUGACCGUCUCCAUCGUCACAGGCGACACUUCCUCCUCUGCGCUCGUCGUAGCUGCAGAAGUCGGUAUCGACGCCGCCGACGUACACGCAUCAGCCACGCCCUCGGACAAGAAAGCCAUCAUCGCAGAUCUGCAAGCCCGCGGCCACGUCGUCGGCAUGGUGGGUGACGGCAUCAACGACUCCCCCGCGCUCGCAUCAGCAGAUGUUGGCAUCGCCCUGUCAACCGGUACCGACGUCGCCAUGGAGGCCGCCUCCAUCGUGCUCAUGUCCACCACGGACCUCCUCUCCAUCCCCGUCUCCCUCUGCCUUAGCAAAGCAAUCUUCAACCGCAUCAAACUAAACCUCGCAUGGGCAUGCAUGUACAACGUCAUCGGCCUCCCCUUCGCAAUGGGCUUCUUCCUCCCCUGGGGCCUGUCGCUGCAUCCCAUGGCCGCAGGCGCGGCCAUGGCCUGUUCCUCCGUCUCCGUCGUCGCUAGCUCUCUGCACCUGAAGUUCUGGCGCCGCCCCAAGUGGAUGAAGGUCAGCGUUCUGGAUCCGAGCGCCGAGGUCCCCGAGAGCGAGAAAGAGGAGGAGAGGUUCGGUCAGCCGGGCGUUAUUAGGACGGCGAUUGACUGGGUUAAGGAAAGUAUUGCGGCGCGGAGGAGAAAUAGGGAGGAGGUUAGUUAUAUGCCGUUGCAGGAUAUGGGGGAGCAUUAGGGCGCUGUGCGGUUGUAGUGGGCUUGUUGAUUGUUGAUGUUGAUGUUGAUGUUGAUAUUGAUAUUGCGUUGGAUACCACCAUCUGCGGACUUAUACCGCUUUUUUGUUUUGUUUUUAUAGCGUCGCGAACUACUUGUAAAAUUAUGUUGUUUAUAUGCAUGUCUUGUCUGAUCUCGAAGUGCUGCGUUGGUGCUGCGCUUCGUCUCUCUAUCGUGCCGGAUAGGAUCCGAAAGGGUUGGGAAUGACAGCAUUAGGUAUUACAUUACGCUCCGUCUCCUAGAUCUAUAUGCCAUGCCAAACGAAACGUGGGUAUGCUGCUGUGAAGCCAAAAGCGAAUGCCAGAGCGUCUAUCCAUCAGAUCGCUCCAAUGCAACCACAACGCCGAAUGUGUCGGAAGAUCCUCUCGCCUCACACUCCUCAUCCGCAUCGUAUCAACAACACCCCCUCCCCCUCGACCCCC